AUGAACUUUUGGCUUUCACCCAAUUCCGGAUCACCAGAAAAAUACCGUAAGCGGAGAAAAAUAAUCGUACAAUGUCAUCGACGGAGGAGGACAGUGCAUAACGAACUCUACGUUUUCUCGGGCCGAGACGGAGACGACGACGACGACGACGAAUUUGAAAGCAUGAAAAAAAUUAACAAUGGGCUGACAAAAGCUGUUAUGAAUCCAACCCCAGAAACUCUUAGCAAUCAAUGGCUGACAAUAGCUGUUAUGAAAGAUUUACUCAGGCGCCUUUACUUCUAUGGUCCAGAUCGAUUUCCAGUUCUAUUUCAGUUUUGGACGCCUAAAUCAAAGGGAGGUAACUGGGUCCUUACAACUUCAGAUCAACCUUUUGGUGUUAAAAUUUUUCAUAAAGGACUCGCUGCGUGUAGGAGUUACUGUGUGCAUAAUAAUUAUGUUAUUAGUGACAAUAAAGGAGACAUUGGCCCUCACUUGCGUGUGUUCCGAGGUAAAUGCCUGGAAUGGAUUACAAAUGUAGGGUGUUAUUCUGUCAAAGAGUAUCCACAGCAGCAAUAUGCUAUUUUUGUGGCGUACGGGGACUGCUGGCUUUGCCAUUAA
This is a messenger RNA of Ilex paraguariensis (yerba mate), 597 nucleotides long. The record is from the annotation of a GenBank genome assembly. NCBI's taxonomy places the organism in Eukaryota, Viridiplantae, Streptophyta, Magnoliopsida, Aquifoliales, Aquifoliaceae.